Centruroides sculpturatus (bark scorpion) is the source of this 2181-nucleotide messenger RNA. Its product is annotated as putative leucine-rich repeat-containing protein DDB_G0290503. The coding region runs from base 329 to 1762 and encodes 477 amino acids. The transcript has 6 exons. Lineage: Eukaryota; Metazoa; Arthropoda; Arachnida; Scorpiones; Buthidae. The record is from RefSeq and is a predicted model, not a curated record.
AAAAUAAGAAAUAAAUUAUUUCUGUUUUUAUCAUUAUUUGAAAGGAAAUUUUACUGUAUCUUCGCUCUCGACAGAUAAAAUAUUCUCUUUAUAUUAUUAUUAAUCACUUAAAAGUCAUCGAAAUAUUUGAAAAAGUAGCUUAAUCGAAUAUUUUAAAUCCAGAAAUUUCCAAUCAAAUUUUCGUUCUUUUCUCCCGAUAAAGUUCGAAUUUAUUCAUUUCGGUCGCGACGUUAAAAAGUAUUCGAAGAAAACAAAUUCAUUUCUGUGGAAUCAUUUACCCCAGAUAGCGAAGAAGAUAACCUAAGAGUGAUAGAAGAGUUUAAUUAAAAUGGAAGACGAAAACUGGCAGAAGUUGACUGGAAAACGUAAUGCGGAAAGUAAAAAUAUUAGCUGCAAAAUGAACGAGAAAAACUCAGUUACUACCGAAAGACUGGAGACACGUGGUGCAGAUUUGAUGGCAUUUUCAGAACAAUGGAAAAGUGCCACCAGACCAUUCUGUGCUGAAUCGACUUCUAAUGCUUCUAAACGACCUGUUGCGGAUACCACAGAAGAUCGAAUUAUUUGGCCUUCCUUCUGUACUUCAUCUAACAAUGUUGAAAAUAAUGCUGGCUGUUCUUUCACAUUCAAUAAUUUCUGUGAAGUAGAAAGAAAUAGACCUGCAUAUCGUCGAAGUAGACGAUUUUAUCCUGUAAAACGUGGAUAUAAACCUUCUUCACAACGUUCUAGAAUAAGAUUUAAUAUGGAUCAAAGUGUCGAGAUACUUAGUUUAAAAUUAGGCAAUAUUUUGCGAAAGCAAGAUGAAAUAAAGUAUGCCAAUGCGCAACUCUCUCGAUGGAUGGAGCGUGUAUACGAAAAACUUAAAAAUAAUCAACAAACAGUUAAUGAACAACUAAAAUUUCUAACUCGACAGUUAUCCGAGUUACGAGAGAUGAAUAUCUUAGAAAAUGAGGAACAAUAUAUGAUCCUUCAAAGAGAAAUGGACUUUAAAAUCCGAGCCUUGCACCGACAACUAGAUAAGAAAAUUGGAGUAAUUAACGACAAAAGUGAUUUUGCAGUGAUAGAAAAUUAUAAUCUUACAAAUGAAAUUGAAACUUUGAGAGACGAAAACAGAAACUUGCAUAACGCAUUAGAUUUGGAACGUCAGAAAUUGAAAAUACUUAGACAAUUGCAAAUCCAGCAAGAUGGUCUUGAAACAUCUUUCGAAAAACCAAGCGAAAGAUGUAAAAUUAGGCAACAAAAUAAGAUCAAAAGUUUAGUGAAUUCAAAUAAAAAGGCUGAAUUUGUUAUAACUUCACGGAAUAAAAGAAACUCGUUUUUGGAAACAGAAGGUCAAGAGUCAAGCAAUUCAUCGCGAAAUAAAAAUAAAAGAAUAAUUAUUAAUGAAAAUGAGCUUCAAGAAAACUCGCCAUCUACCAGUUUUGAAGAAAAACCACAAUUAUUCGACGAAAUUGAAGAUGCGACAACCUCGGAACAAACUGAGAAAAACAGAAUGGAGAAAACAGAGAUAAAUGGAGAAAACAGAGAUAAUGGAGAAAACAGAGAUAAAAUCGCUUCAGAUUCUUUGAAUUUAGCUCUUUGGAUCCGUCGAAGAAUGGUAAUAAAUAAUAUUUCCAACGAUGUUUCUGAAGGCAAUCCUUCAAAUAAAAGUAUAGAAAAUAAUCAAGCAAAUGGUAACAGCUUAGAGCCGUUACUUAAUGAAUUAUCGUCGGAAGAAGGAAACCAUUGGAGCAGAUCAACAACGCCUUCCAUCAUAACUGAAUAGGAGAGAGCGGAUUCUACUUGUCAGCAAAGGUGCCAAAAUUUACGCAACGAUAAUGCUGAAGAAAUAAAUUCCGAAUUUCCGAUCUUUAUUCGCCAAUUUAAAAACGGAUGCGUUAAUAUCCAUAAAAGAAUAGAGAAUGUCCUACAACGUUUCAGAUGCCAGAAUCAAAAAUAUCGUUCAACUUUUUGUUUCUUCUUUUGUUUCUCUUUCGUAAUUAUUACGUGUAUAUUGCUAGGUAUAGUACUUCAAUACCUGUUCUUUGGCAUGUGCAUAAACACACGCAUUAUACUAUGAAAAAUUUAAUAAUAUGGUUUUAUUAGAAACUAAUUAAAUUAUAUGUAAAUUAUUUCUUUUUGCCAACGAUAAAAAAUAUUAACAAAAUUCAAAACUGUUCCUAUUAAAGAACGUUAAUUGUCAUU